AGCUCUAGUCCCAGCUGAGCUGGUUCUCUUUUCCCUUUUUCACACUCUGUAAACACCAGUUAGAAUGAAUCUGUAAGGGGAGAGGCUCCCCUAGACUACACAGUAACACAUGCAGAAGCACUCCACAGAACACACCAGUGAAGCUUGAGCCAACAGGAAGGCCUCACAAGCCCUCUGCACUCACAACAGGAUGGAGAGAAAGGCAUGGUACAUGCAGAAGAAGGAUACAGAGUCUAUUACUAUUAUUUUUUAAUAUAAUUUAUCAUCAAAUUGGUUUCCAUACAAAACCCAAUGCUUAUCCCAACAGGUGCCCUCCUCAUUGCUUAUCACCCACUUUCCUCUCCUCCCCGCUCCCCAUCAACACUCAUUUCUCUGUAUUUAAGAGUCUCUUAUGGUUUGCCUCCCUCCCUCUCUGUUUGUAACUUUUUUUGCCCCCUUUCCUUCCCCCAUGGCCUUCUGUUAAGUUUCUCAAAGUCCACAAAUGAGUGAAAACAUAUGAUACCUGUCUUUCUCUGACUGACUUACUUCACUUACCACAAUACCCUCCAGUUCCAUCCAUGUUGCUGCAAAUGGCCAGAUUUCAUUCUUUCUCAAUGCCAAAUAGUAUUCCAUUGUAUAUAUAAACCACAUCUUUAUCCAUUCAUCAGUUGAUGGACAUUUAGGCUCUUUCCAUAAUUUGACUAUUGUUGAAAGUGCUGCUGUAAACAUUGGAGUACAUGUGCCCCUAUGCUUCAGCACUCCUCUAUCCCUUGGGUAAAUUCCUAGCAGUGCUAUUGCUGGGUCAUAGGGUAGUUCUAUUUUUAAUUUUUUGAGGAACCUCCACACUGUUUUCCAGAGCGGCUGCACCAGUUUGUAUUCCCACCAGCAGUGCAAGAGGGUUCCCGUUUCUCCACAUCCUCGCCAGCAUCUUUGGUCUCCUGAUUUGUUCGUUUUAGCCAUACAGAGUCUAUUCUGGAAGAAAAGCUAAUUUCCCUUCAAAAUGGGAGCAGAUUCCUGAGUAAGCUAUUAAGGAGUAAGCUAUUAAGAACCUGAGUUUCAUAAAACACAGACUCAGAAAUGAUACAAUAAAAUAACAGAAUGAAAAAAAAAAUAACAGAAUGAGGUGAAAAGGGAAGAAUACAGGGCCAGGGAGUCACAUGGGGAGCCAAUCUGCAGAACAAAUAAAUUCGAAGUAACUAGGAACUGAACAGUCAUGGCUGGAAGAUGAACUUACUGAGAGUACAAAGCUUGAGAUAUUCACAGUGAAUGCCGAAGAAGAGGAAAGAAAGAAGCAGUUAGGUAAAAAUGAUAGGGGGAGGAUUGGACUUUCUGGAGGUGGAGCUGAGAUAAAAGGAGUAUGGGCCUUCUGUUUUUUGUUCAGGUUCCUCUUGGAAUCAUGUUUUUGGUUGCAGAGGAUUGACGAUUUUAGAUAACACUCAUUUGAAAAUAUGUAAACGCUGACAAAUUGGUGAAAACAAAUGUUCAUGUUCUUUUUAGAAGAAUAUCAGUGAGAUGAAAGUUAUAUUUUUAGCCUGAGAGACCAGGAAAAUUCCCCUUUGAAGCAUUUUGUUUCCUGGCAUUGUUACUGAAAACUCCCCUCCCCACAACAUGAUUUUCUGUGCUCUGCUGGAACUGGUCUUUUGCUAAAUGUAAAUACUGACCUGCUGAUCUUAGAGCAAGCACUUUGCUGCUUUCCUACCACCAGAAACCAUUUUGUAGGGCAGGUUUUAUGGAGAAAAAAAUUUUUGUGUGUAGUGUUAGACAUCUGUGGUUAAUCAUUUACCUUUUCUACAUUUUAAAAAAUCUCUUAAGUAAGUCUGGGUAAUAGGUUAGCCUGAAAAAAGAGCAAACAGAUCUACUAACAUUUACUGUCAUUGACUAGAAAAGUGAACUUUCAUUCUUUGCCUUCCAGCAAGUAUAUGCUUUAGAAUCUUUACAUUGCAAAUUGCUGUGGGGAGUAGACCAUAGAGCAGAAAUGGGUUGCUGGAAUGGACUUGUCAUGAAUUAUUCAUUCACUAUCUAGUUCCUUGGAAAUCAGCUGGAGGAAGUAGUUAGUCCAGUUUGAUCACAGGAGUGGUAUGCCAAGGGCUCCAGCAAGCCCUUACAAGUCCAGCCUCAAGGAUGUGCUUCUGCUGUCUGCUGCUGUAGGGCGGCAGCUGCUGUGUAGACGAACCCAGGAACAUGCUGCUGGGGAGAGUUGCACUGAGGACUCCCCAAUGCAUCUUGCUGGGAAAUGAAGCUUCAGAAUGAGAAGACUUUGGGACAUUCCAUGAGUCAUUCAAGUAACAUUUCUAAGGCUGGGGGUUCUUCGUUGGCGUCGGCUCCAGUGUCCGCCUUCUCUCGCACUUCUGUCACGCCAUCCAAUCAGGACAUCUGCAGUUCCAGUGCAGUGUGUUCUGAGUGUUGUCACCAAAGUCCCGUGCAGUCUGCCGUUGUCUUGAAAGCUCCUCAAUGCCAGAGUUCUCUGACACAAGGGCUCACUGUGACAGUUAUCUGUAAAGACACAUUGUCAAAGAGAAAUUCCUGUGGUUCAGAAUGGACCCAGGCCUUGAAGCCUGCUGACAAUACCAAAGCCAGAAGAAUACUAAAGUUCUCAAAAUCCCUAAACGAUGUGGGUGAGAAGCCCCAGAACACUUCGGAAAGUUUUGACUAUGUGGAAAGAACUCGCUCCGAAGGGAAAUUGAUACUCCCUCAAGAUCCAGGUCUCAGGAUUAACAGGUUCCAUCAGAAGGAAAAAAAAGCACAGCAUCACAAACCUCUUGGCAGUUCCAAACAUUCUUGCGUUUCAUCCCUUUCUGCCAACCGUUCAGUUGCCUCAGAGGUGGAAGCUGGCAAGGGGGGCAUCCACGUCCCUCUUUUGGAAGAAAGAGCGGAUGCUGAAGCUGUGUCCAGGAGCCGGCGACUGCUCCGGUACCUGUUCUCGCUCUCGCACGGCUCGAGCGCCAGCAGCCUGCACAGGUUCCAUGAGCUGGAGGGCUGUGCUGCGCCCCUGCACACCGCCAAGUCCUCCAGCGGGCUGGCAGGGAGCAUGGGCUUCUGCUCUGAUGAAAUGGGAGACGACGAUGUCUUUGAGGACAGCGCAUCUGCAAAAUGGAAGAACAAGGUCCUGCGGGCACCCCUCUGCUCAGUGGAGAAGGACAGUGACCUGGAUUGUCCUUCUCCCCCCUCUGAAAAAUGCCCCCCCAUAUCUCCUGUAUCCACAUCAGGGGAUGCCUGCAGGAUCUGCCACUGUGAAGGGGAUGACGAGAGCCCUCUGAUCACCCCCUGCCGCUGCACAGGGAGCCUCCACUUCGUGCACCAGACCUGCCUGCAACAGUGGAUCAAGAGCUCCGACACGCGCUGCUGUGAGCUCUGCAAGUACGAGUUCAUCAUGGAGGUCAAGCUGAAGCCUUUGAGAAAAUGGGAGAAGCUGCAGAUGACGGCCAGCGAGCGCAGGAAGAUCAUGUGCUCAGUGACGUUUCAUGUCAUCGCCAUCACCUGUGUGGUCUGGUCCUUGUACGUGCUCAUCGACCGUACCACUGAGGAGAUCAAACACGGACAGGCAACAGGAAUCCUAGAAUGGCCCUUUUGGACUAAAUUGGUGGUUGUGGCCAUCGGGUUUACUGGCGGACUUCUUUUUAUGUACGUUCAGUGCAAAGUAUACAUACAAUUAUGGAAGAGACUCAAGGCUUAUAACAGAGUAAUCUAUGUUCAAAACUGUCCAGAGACCAGCAAAACGAAUAUUUUUGAAAAAUCUGCACUAACAGAGCCCAACUUUGAAAAUAAAGAUGGACCUGGAACCUGUCAUUCCGACACAAACUCUUCUUGUUGGACAGAACCUGAAGACACUGGAACCGAAAUCGUUCAUGUCUGAUUUUGUGGAGGGUGUAGUUUUCCUGGACAUCGAUGAACAGCUGAAAGAAAUUGUUUACUGCCAAUUCUGUACCUUUUUUUAUGUCCUUUAAUAGCAUAGACCAGGCAGGCGACUGUUUUUUUAAUGGCUUCUCUUUUUCUAAACCCUCCUUAGUGAAUCUCCCAGAAAGCCCUCACAUUGGCUGUGCGCGGCGGGGUCCCACUUCUGCCAGCACUUCCACGGGAAGGGAGGUCCCCGUGACACUGUGAGGGGGAGCUGGCUGGGUUCUGGCCCACGAAGCCUUGAGCAGUGAGAGAAUAAAAUGCCGGACCCUGAGAAGAGCAGGAGCCGGGUGGCACCCUGGCCUCAGCGCCCUGCCUCUCCCGGUCAGCAGCAGUCCCCCCACUGGAGCAGAAUGUGUGGGAAUGUCUAGUCAUGCCAGAUGAUUUCCUCCUCACCAAGAAGAGCCUGGGGAGUUGAUGCUGCCACUGACGUUUCUCCCGAGCAGACCGGGCAGUGGUGCUCUGUGCGUGGUGGCGAGUGAUUCACUGAGCAAACAGCACUUUACAAAAAGAGAAUCUUUAUUUUGUAGUAUGUGUGUCCAGUGGGAUUGACAUUUAAAAGAACGUCUCAUUUAGAAGCCUUCCCUUCAUGACCCUGAUUACCUAUCUCUUUUACGUUAUGAUAGAUCUAAAACCCUUUUUGCCUUAUAUAUUCUAAGAAACCUGACAUCUGCUCUGUGUCCAUAAAAGGAACUUGUGGCUAUAAAACAGGAUAAACAGGCCUGAGGCUUUUUCAUAAUGUUUCAUGAGAAUUAAUGAACACCAGAUGGCAAUUUGAGCAUAGUUCCUGUGGUUUCAGGCCUAUUAUAUGGCAAGUCUUCAUGUCACAGGCCUGCCCCAAAUAUUUUUUUUGUCAACACUGAAAAAGAAGGUUUUGUGAGAUCUAAACAAAAGGAAGGAAGUGAGUAAUUAGAACAAAACUGAAUGUUUAAAAAUGAUUCCUUUAUGGACAACCUCUCCGGUUCGUGCUGGCUUCAUACUGACGGAGUGAGCACGCACUGCCCUGGUCUGGGGCACGCACACUGCAGGCACUCCUGGGCGCCGGCCACCUUGGACAGCUUAUCCUGGGUGGCUCUGUGGAUCACUGCUCAGGGCAGAGAGACAGACGGGCUGGCUCUGGGACAAAGGCCAGGAGCGAGUAGCAAACUGCCAUGGCCCCACUGGGUCACUGCCCCCAGCCACACCUCCACCCAUUUAUCGCCUUAACUGGACUGGACAGCGAGGACCCUUUAGGGGCCCCUGGCCCUGUAAUCAGUUCGUUCUGUCAUCAGGGAUUAUCUCCUGUACCAUUUUCAUAAGACAAAACCAAAAUCACUACCAUCAAAUGGCCUUUGUCCCUUUAAAAAGUCUGCUUAAAGUUCUGUUUUUAAAAACCCGUUUCUCUGCACCAAGUAAAUAAGAGUCAUCUCCAGAAAAAUAGGCCAAGAGGGUCUGCAGUGUAACAUCAUCAUGCCCAGAAUACUUCCUCUCCAGGUGACUCUGCAUCUGCAGAGCCUCCUAUAAGGGGAAGGCUGCUUGGGCGGGGGAGGGGGUGUCCUGCCCUCAGUCCUCUGAACCUUAGGUGCCCCACCUGUCCUGUUUUGAGGAUGAAGCAAACACAAGAUGAUUCCUUUGCCUUUCAGACUGGAAGUGCUGUGGUUAGUUUUGAAAGCCAGGACGAGGCCGAAGUGUGUCUAAGCUCUGGGAAGGGCGUGUGGUAGCAGGCUUUGCCCUGCCACCUCCUCCCACCCAAAGUCUGACUCAUCAGGAUCACGGAUCCCUGUCUAAGGAUCUGCUCUGCCGUGGCCUUCCUCUGGUUGGGCAGGCACUAUCCAACCAUGGCAACCCCUGAAAAUAGGUCAGCCUACUCUCGCUCUCUCGCGGUCUCUAUCGCGCUCUCUCUCGCUCUCUUAUCUCCCAGGCCACAUCCGGUCCGCGCCUGUGUUCACUGUGCCCCAAGUGCAAUUACCCACACCCCUUCUCAGCCUGGGGACUCCAGGCAGCUACACGCUGUCCACUCAGGGGAGCUGAGUCCUGGUCGGCCCUGCCUCUACCCCUUAGAAACUGUCCAGGCAAGGCCUCUUGUCCCUGCCAUCUUCUUACAGCGAAUGAGUAGUCACGUGAAGACUGGGAUAGAAUUUUAAGUGAGAAUCCUUCCCCUCUCCCCUGAUGGAGGCCCUUAUGCUGAAGCUGAAAGUCACUGAGACUUCCUGCGGAUGGGAAAGUGUGCUUUAGGUAAGGGUAGCUGCUGGGCCGCCCACCCGUCAUGGCUGGCACCCCGUAGAGCAAAGGUGCCUUUAUAACCAUGACCGCUGUGUUGCUCCCAUGCCUGACCAGGUUGUCACGUGAAACCCUUACUUCUUUUCAGGAAGGCCUAACACCAUCUCAUCACCUCCACCAAACUCCUAAAAGCCUUCUGCCUGGGGACAGUCCAUCCCACGUCCUUCUUUCCUGUUCUGGGAUGGCACACAGAUGUCCCCUUGCCUUUCUCUUUUCUUGUAGGUUCUAGUUGAGCUCCUCUCACCCCUUUCGUAGUCCCGGCCUUAUUCCUCACCUACUGAACUGGGAAGCCAGAAGCCCUGGAAAGGUGCUGUGCUGCCAUCUAGUGGGGGAAGCAGAUCUGCCAGGUGUACCUUUAAUCCACAUCAGCUUGCCCUCUAGUUCUUUGGGGGUUAUUUAUUCCCUAGGCUCCCCGCCCCCUCCCAUUCUGCACCUGGCUUUGUGGGAGGAUGACACUUGGCUGAACCAGAAAUGUGGGAUGAGCCUGUGGGUCUCAGGGCCAGGACGGCUGAUACUUGGGGGCCAGGCAAAGGGGAGAGGGAAAUGGCUCAGGGGUGUGGCCAGCUAGCUCUGUCUGAUUUGGCCUUUGCUUCCCCAAAAGUUACAGUAUGGCUCGAGGGCUUCUGACUUUGGCCGCCAGCAAUAAUUUGGGGGUUUUUUUUGUGCCCGAGUUGAUUUUAAGAAUUCCUGGAAACUAUAAAAAGGUCUCAUCCUGCUCCAGGCCUCUAUGUCUCCUCCUUUUUCACCUCCUUCCACCGUUUUCAAUCUUAUGGGUCUAGUUUUCAACCUUGCUGGCGUGCCCUCCCUGGCUCCAGACAUGCAGGCCCCAGGCAGUGGGCCAGCGCAAGCGCAUCAGGUAGUGCCUGCACAGUUAGGGCUGCUUCUGCUACCUGGUGGGUCAGCCACACGGCUGGCGGAGGCCUGCAAACAGCAGGGCCGAGAUCCACGAUGCUGUGCAUUUGGCCUGAUGCAAAGACACUUUUUGAAUACUUUCCCUUUUAGAUCUGAUUUGAAACAUGCAGCUUCCCUCUCCAGCCCAAGGAAAGACCGAAACAUAAGGGAAGAAAAGGAUUUAUCUUUGUUUCGGAAGUAAUUAAGUUGUGCAGCUAUUUACCUAUUUAGAUGCAACGUUUAUAGAAAGCUGAUUGUUAAUAAAAACCAAAUUUACACUGGCAUGUGUGGUGUAGUUUCUAAAAGGCACUUCACAUUUGAAGAUUUUCUUAACUUGGAAACUUUCUAGUUCUCUAAAUGUCUGGUUUUGUAUCCUUUUGUGUAUGUUCACUGUUUCUCAGUAUUACCACUUGAAUAAUUCUCUGGGGGGUUGUUUCUGUUAUAUACGGGGUGUCUAAUUGCAGCAAUAAAGCAUCUCUUUAAAAAGGA
Neofelis nebulosa (Clouded leopard) is the source of this 7512-nucleotide messenger RNA. RefSeq names its product membrane associated ring-CH-type finger 8 (gene MARCHF8). Gene Ontology annotation, molecular function: MHC protein binding; zinc ion binding; ubiquitin protein ligase activity. Gene Ontology annotation, cellular component: early endosome membrane; lysosome; cytoplasm. NCBI's taxonomy places the organism in Eukaryota, Metazoa, Chordata, Mammalia, Carnivora, Felidae. The record is from RefSeq and is a predicted model, not a curated record. The coding region runs from base 2213 to 3832 and encodes 539 amino acids. The transcript has 7 exons. Gene Ontology annotation, biological process: immune response; protein polyubiquitination; antigen processing and presentation of peptide antigen via MHC class II.